Molecule: messenger RNA, 1335 nt
Organism: Penicillium daleae
Lineage: Eukaryota; Fungi; Ascomycota; Eurotiomycetes; Eurotiales; Aspergillaceae
Product: putative GTP cyclohydrolase II
Exons: 4
Coding region: 1-1335 (444 amino acids)
Biological process (GO): riboflavin biosynthetic process
Molecular function (GO): GTP cyclohydrolase II activity
Source: RefSeq, a predicted model, not a curated record
AUGCUCGAGAGUGAAUCCAUUGCCAAAAUGCCGGAACCAACCCCGCCAUCCCCUACGUCGCCCAAGUCGCAUUACAGCAAGCAUAUCAUCUUGACGACAUACCCAGGUCAGAGUGGGAUUGACCCAGUGCCUCUCGAAUGGGGUGCUGCAGAUGCCAAAUCUCGUGGGCCAGUGGUGGUAUCUCGCAGUGGUAACCUCGUCAAGCGCCGCAAUGCAAUCGGAGCUCAUGGUGGAAGCUACAGCAUCUACAACGCGUUGGCCAUUGCCGCGGGAGACUUAGAUGCAAACUUCCGACCGGAUCUGCGCAACAGUCAGCCGACCUUUGACUUCCCCUGGCAAAAGGCCUGGGCAGACAAGACCAAGAUCGUGUCAAUGGACCCGUACGGUCAUGAUAUUGUCAACCAGUAUAAGGAGGAGCUGGAGGCGGGCUGGGAUAUUCGGCCCACAAUGGCAAUUACGCGAGCUAACAUGAAGCUGGCGGAGAUUGCGGAUUCUGUGCGAGAUGGGCAGCUUGAGGUAGACGGCUCUAUUGUCGUCGACUCAUCUGGCGAGGUGCGAGUGACAAAGGUCGCAGUCGAACCGGUGUGGUAUUUACCUGGUGUGGCUGAUCGGUUUGGCGUUGACGAAGGGACUCUUCGUCGCACCUUGUUCGAGCACACAGGUGGCAGCUAUCCAGAAUUGAUUACCCGACCUGACUUGAAGGUGUUCCUUCCGCCGAUUGGCGGUCUCACCGUUUAUAUUUUCGGACCGCCAGAGCGAGUUGCCGAUGAGAAUGUCAAGCUGGCUCUUCGCAUCCACGAUGAGUGUAACGGUAGCGAUGUGUUCCAGUCUGAUAUUUGCACAUGUCGACCAUACCUGGCCUUUGGUAUCCGUGAAGCAAUCUGCGAGGCACAGAAUGGUGGAAGUGGCGUGGUCAUCUAUUUCCGUAAGGAAGGUCGUGCUCUUGGUGAGGUGAUCAAAUAUCUCGUUUACAACGCUCGGAAACGAGGUGGGGAUACCGCCGAUAAGUACUUCACGAGAACGGAGAACAUUGCCGGAGUGCGCGAUAUGCGAUUCCAAGCCCUGAUGCCAGAUAUUCUACAUUGGCUUGGUGUCAAGAAGAUCGACCGCAUGCUGUCCAUGUCUAACAUGAAACAUGAUGCCAUUGUGGACUCUGGGAUCAAGAUCCUCGAGCGUAUUCCCAUUCCUGAUGAUAUGAUCCCCAGUGACUCUCGAGUCGAAAUUGACGCCAAGAUUAAUGCUGGAUACUUCACCACGGGCAAACAGAUUUCCAUGGAUGAACUGGCCGAAGUUCGUGGCCGUGGUUGGGAGAAAUGGGAGGAUAUUGAGCACUAA